CUUCCAAUUUGGACUGGAUUCCAAAAGAGGCUCCGAGCGCAUCUUUCUAUUGAAUAUACUAGUAUCUUCUCUCCUGAUAUCUCUAAAUAAUAAUGAACGAGACUGAGGAAUGGCGCCAGCCCGCUGCUUCCAGCCCUACCGCUGGUGGCGUGAAGAUCGCAGGGCUCUGGAAGCGCUCGCAGGGUCUCCACCGAUUCACCAGACCUAAUUUCAAGCAUAGAGUAUUCAUACUAACCGACCAGACACUCUCUUAUUAUUCUGGAACCCUAGACAAGAUAGGCCAUAUCAAAGGACGUAUACCCAUUGAGUCAGUGAAGGCUAUCGAGUAUGUGGAGCAAGGAGCACUUGGGCUGGCACAUACACUACAGGUCAUUUAUCAAUCAAAGAAACACGGACACGUCACACUCUACAUAACAGGAAGAGACUUGGAGGAGUGCACCGAAUGGAUAUCAGCCAUCAGACAAGCUUGCUAUUUCAAUCAAGAGAUGCUGAUGCACUAUCAUCCCGGUGCUUUUACUAAAAACGGUUGGUCCUGCUGCAAGCAGAGACACAAGCCUACUCUUGGCUGUCAGCCCACUUACUACCUCCUCACCCGUAGUUCCUCUCGGUAUGCUCAGAUGAGACGUGCUCAGCGCUCUCAAAAUGGCAGCCCUCAUCCUUACUCCUCUCCUCACCAAAGACACAGCACUAUUCCUAAUAACGACACUAGCCCUCUUCCAGGCUCACACACGACCACCAGGAGCACUAGUUGCGAUAACCUACACAUCAUUAAUCACUCCUACACUCACCUCCCCGAGGCUCCCAUUGCCGCUAGUUGCUACACUCUGACGACAGUAGCUGAUACUCCGUCACGCCCCAGUCAACCAACACAGCAGCAGCAAGAGCCCGUGUCUGCUCCAUUAAAAAGGAAAGCACUCCCGGUCUCUUUUCAGCCAAUAGACGAAGGUCAAUGCUACGGGUCGCUGGAUAGACGGUCGAAGCGUCAUUCUCCCCGUCACCACCAGAUUGGCCCUAUCCCACAGUCCCCUCUUACUGUUGUCUCACACCAGGGCAUUGAUUAUACUAACGAAGCUGCUACCCCAUCCCCAAUGACUAAGACAAUGCUCUACAUUGGCGAGUCAAGGUGUAGCUCUACUUCAGGUGACGGAUUGUUUGAGUACGACUUUAGAUCGCUCCCAAGGAAGACCUCAAUAGAGCCUCGAAUCUCCAACACUGACCCUGAGGUCAUACACGUGUAGUAGAUGAGGUACAGGGAAGAUGAGCAACACUCUCUCGUAUUAUAUUGUUAUCUAGUUAUCAUUUUAUGCUAGCCCUGAGACUAUUAUCAUCAUUAAAAUGAACAGAAUGUAUAUUAUCCCAUUGCAAUCCUGUACUGGUAGACCCGAUUGUGUUCAGUUAUGUUUAUCACUCAUCCUUUAUUGUGUUAUUUAGUGUUGCUGUUGCUCUUAAAAAUACCACUUUGUGUGUGUGUGUGUGUGUGUGUGUUUAUUCAUGUAUUAUUAUAUUCAUUGCAUAUCAUCUCUCAUUUUAUUGUGAUUCCUUAAUCUCUUUUGUCAUUAUUAUUAUCCUAAUCAGAUGUUGACUAUACUAUUUAAUCUUUAAUAAAAAUAUUAAAUGGAAA
Molecule: messenger RNA, 1621 nt
Organism: Amphimedon queenslandica
Lineage: Eukaryota; Metazoa; Porifera; Demospongiae; Haplosclerida; Niphatidae
Exons: 4
Coding region: 93-1238 (381 amino acids)
Biological process (GO): intracellular signal transduction
Source: RefSeq, a predicted model, not a curated record